CGGAUGUACACGCCGCGCCCGGCAAACGUUUUCGCAGUGCCCGAUGACAUUGCGCAGUUGUUGCGCGUCCACCUGGCAUUUUUUUUAGUCGUAGCUCCGCCGAGGUGUUCCCCUUCGGCGCUACUGCUACCGCGGAACAAUAUUUUUUUACGGACACUUUUCUUUUAUACCUUAGUGUGAGAAUGUCAUUUUGUAGCGACCGCUGAUGUGCAGUUACAGUGUGCGGUUUCGUUGUUUUUUUGUAGUACUUUUGUACGGAACGACUUUGUAGCGAAAUAUAGAGGAUAUCUUUCGGAACAGAAACAACGAUUAGUGCUCCACUGCAGUGUGUUCUUGUGACAGUGCCUAGCUGAGCGGCGAAAUUUUUUUUGUUUGUUUGUUUACUUGUGACGUAGCUGGUCUCUUUCACCUCCUCCGGUGUCUCCUGUUUGUUUCUGGUGCCGCUGCCACACCUGCCAGAAGAGAGUAAACGCAGAGGAAGAGUAGGCGAAGAUGAGCAAGCUUUACGUGGGCAACUUGCCUGCCGAUGCGUCCGAGGCGACCUUGAGGCAGCUGUUCCAGGACCAUAACCUCACGUGCUCCACCAUCCUGGUCAAAAGGGGCGGCUACGCUUUCGUCGAGUGUCCGGAUCAGUCAGUGGCGGACCGCGCCAUAGACAAGCUCAACGGCUACAACUUCCAGGGGUCGUCGCUGGUGGUGGAGCCCUCGGUGGCCGGCGGUGCCAAGAAGAGGGGAUCUGCAGGUGCCGGAGAGUCUCCAGUGGAGCAGAUCGGAAAUGGAUGGAGUGUUGGUAAGGUAGUGGUGAGCAACCUGCCCGGCCACCUGUGCCUCGAGGACGUGGAGCCUCUGCUCGUGCCUUUUGGAAACGUCCAGCAGCUGGAGAAGGUGGGCACCUCGAGGGAUGGUACGACAUUCUCCGUGCACGUCACCUACGACACCCACGAGCAAGCCCAGGGAGCUGUGCAGCAACUGAAUGGUUACGAGAUCCAGGGCUGUACCCUGAGGGCGGACCUGGCGAUGGAGCGGGGAGGGGGCCGCGGUGGCGGGCGCGGGGGCAGGGGGGGUGGCGGCGGCGGCAGGGGCGGCCCCGGCGGGCCCGGGGGCGGCGGUCGCCAGGCGGACUUCCCGCUGCGUAUGCUGGUGCAGAGCGACAUGGUGGGCGCCAUCAUCGGCCGCCAGGGAUCGACCAUCCGCCAGAUCACGCAGCAGACACGUGCGCGCGUGGAUGUUCACCGUAAGGACAAUGUUGGUUCUCUGGAGAAGGCGAUAACUAUCUACGGCAACCCGGAGAACUGCACAAACGCCUGCAGGAGGAUCUUGGAAGUAAUGCAGCAGGAAGCCAACAACACCAACAAAGGGGAAAUUUCUUUGAAAAUCCUUGCUCACAACAACCUUAUCGGCAGAAUCAUCGGGAAGGGUGGCAACACAAUCAAGAGAAUAAUGCAAGACACUGACACGAAGAUUACCGUCUCCAGCAUAAAUGACAUAAACAGCUUCAACUUGGAGAGGAUAAUAACUGUGAAGGGUACGAUUGAGAACAUGUCGAAGGCGGAGGCGAUGAUCAGCGCCAAACUGCGGCAGAGCUACGAGAACGACCUGCAGGCGAUGGCUCCUCAGAGCGUGAUGUUUCCCGGACUGCACCCGAUGGCGAUGAUGGCGACGAGUGGCAUCGGGUACGGCGCCCGGGGUGCCGGCUUCCCCGGGGGACUGUACGGCUCGGGCCCGGCGCCGUACCCCUCGAUGUACCCGGGAGGUGUGCCUGCCCAGCCGGGGGGCCAGCCCGGAGCGGCCGGUGACGGCACGGAAACAACUUACCUUUACAUCCCAAAUAAUGCUGUUGGUGCCAUCAUUGGAACGAAAGGUACACACAUCCGCAACAUCAUCCGCUUUUCUGGUGCCUCUGUGAAGAUCGCCCCACUCGAACAUGACAAACCGGUUGACCAGCUGACGGAACGCAGGGUAACAAUCAUCGGUUCGCCGGAGUCUCAGUGGAAGGCGCAGUACCUCAUCUUCGAGAAGAUGCGCGAGGAGGGCUUCGUGGCGGGCACGGACGACGUGCGGCUGACGGUGGAGCUGCUAGUGCCUGCGGGUCACGUGGGGCGCAUCAUCGGUAAGGGCGGGCAGAACGUGCGCGAGCUGCAGCGCGUCACCGGCUCGGUGGUGAAGCUGCCGGAGCAGCAGGGCGGCGGCGGCGCGCCACCUGGCCCGGACGACGAGAUCUCCGUCCACAUCAUCGGGCCCUUCUUCUCGGUCCAGUCGGCUCAGCGCCGCAUCCGGGCGAUGGUGAUGCAGGCCCAACCACUGGUACCCGGCGGCAAGCCCCGAGGCGGCGGCAUGCCCCCGAGGGGCGGGGGUCCGGGUGGGCAGCGCCGCGACGGGCCGCCACCCCCGCCGCAGCAACAGCAGCAGCAGCCUCCCCCGCAGCAGCAGCAACAACAGCAGCAGCAGUAGUGGCGGCCCCGGCCUCGGGGGCCACGUGGGCGGGGGGUCGGGCUGUCGCCAGGGGGGGUCGGCCGGCGGCGGGGAUACAACGUAUAUACCUCAGCGACGGGAUGUACGCGGACGCGCCGACAGGCAGCGUGUGACUGUGUACGUGUGUUGUGAUAUACCAAAGAAAGACGAGACGACGACUGUGGAGAGGGAGAGGACGUGCGAGGGGUACGGACUUUGAGUCGCCACGGGGGCGUGGCGGCGACCCGAGUUCCUGAAACUGAAUUAGUGAUUUAAGGAGUGUGACGUCAGCACCUGUUAACAUUACAGUGGGAGUGCGGGUGGUGCCGUCCGCAGGAGAGUGCGUUCUGUCUGUCCGUUUCCCAUCCGGUCCGACCCGGGUGUCCACUCCGCCGUCUGCCAAUUUACCUCGCAUCGAGUGGGCGGUGUGGCCGUCUGAUGCAGUUUUCUUUUACUCCUUUUUGUGGCGGGGUUCUCCCUGCCAGACCGAAUCGUGAUGUUUCGGCUCGGUUGCACUCCGGGCCCGGUUGCCCUUCCGUGCCGGCAGACGCGUGCUACGUUCACUGUUAAAUAUUUGUAUUUCGUGGCGCCACCGGUCUCGGACGGCUACCUGCCCCGGAGUGCAGACUUAGUUAGGUAAUGUUGCUUACCUGUUACCUGUUGUUCUUCGAGGUAAAUGGAGAGUGGAAACGGGAAGGAUGGGACUUGGGGCUCAAAGGUAAUAUACAGUGGCGUGCCACCUCUCGAACCAUCCUCUACGGCUUUACCAAUUUAUCCCAGUCACAAAAUCGUGCUUUGCCAACCGCUCUUGUUGUGUUCGGGAUGUGUGUUUCUGUGUCCCGUGACAGUCUGGAAUUGAUGUACAGACCUAUUUCUUCAUCUGGAGGUGAAGCUUUGCCUUUGGUCCGUCGAUCUUCCUUUUGAAUAUUUGGAAAAUAAAUUAGGAAGAUUUAAAAUUCCGCUGUCUGCCUUACUUUGUAUAUGGUACCGUGUUAUAUUUCCAUUGUGGCAUUAGAGGGAAACGAGAGUUUUUCUCACUACGUUGGAGCCUCGGACAUUUUUGCUCUGUGGCAUUUUGUACCUCUGGGACCGAGGACUGCCAGACGCGGAGGAAAAGUAUACCUCAGAGUCAUUCCGGUCGCGGCAAACGUAAUCCGUCGGUCCCGACGAGACUUUAAAUCUUUUAGUUUCCUUAGAUUCUUUUUUACAUAUUCAACUUUUUAUACGAACAGGACUUUAAAAAAAAAGGGGUGGCUCUGUGCGCACACACUUUUGACCCACUAUUGGCGACACGCACGUUUCUCCUUCCGAAUGUGAGGCGUGUUGUGGGGGAGGAGAAAUGCUUUCGACGGACGGAGACGUGGAUAAUGACAGGUGUAGAGAGAAUUAAACGAGGAAGGUCAGACUUCAAAGUGGAGGUGGGAAUGUGACCUGUGUCACCUUUCAUUAGUACAAAAAUGAAAAAGUAAUGACAUUUUAGACAGAAUAAUGGUCACAAUUUGUGAUAAUAUAUUGUGAUCUUAAUUUCUUUUUCAUUUAUAAAAAACUGAAAGUUAUUUAAAACAAAGUCUUUAUUUUUGAUACAUUGUUGGAUAAAAAUUUUGUUAGAUUUUUUAAUAUAAUAAUUAUUAAAUAAAAAAAUUGCCGGCAUUGUCCGAAUUUUUUGGACUGUGUGCGGAAGGGAAAAUGGAGAGUGAAUGGAAAAGCAAAAGCUGUUUAUUAGCAAAUGACUCGUCUUUACUAAAUCAUUUGUGCAGCGUAGCAGUGUCAAAUUAGUGCUCUGUCAUUAAUACUUCAUUUGUCUCGUAUUCACUACUGCCUCAACAGUUCACGAAAGACAAAACUGGCUUCUGGCAUCCGACUAAUACUUUCCCGGGAAAAUUCGAUCCCUCCCCUGAUUAGAUAUGGCAGUGGACUUCACGCAGUGAAAUACAAACCUUCUCCAGUUGCAGAAAAGUGACGGCAUUACAAAAUUCGCGAAGGAAAAUGUCUGCGACGAACGCGAGUUGACAGUUCCACUUUUCACUAUUGUCGCGAUGGCAGAGAUAAAUGGACUUCGGUUUCCUUUGUGGAGCAGCACUCAAAAUUUGUAACUGGUAGCAAAAAAGUUGCACCUCUCCAGCUACCCAUAUAGCAUUUCAAAUUACGCCAGUCUCCAGUUUGUACAAAAGUUAAGAGCCUCCACAGUUGGAAGUGACAGCCAAUUAGAACAAAGAAAAAGCAGUUAUUGACCGAUGAUGCUUCAUGAACAGUGUAAGAAGCUGGGGAGUUUGUUUUCUUUUUCACUGAGCAUCAGCAUGUCUGUAAGUUGACCCAGAUUAGGACUACUGAAAAUAUUUUGCAAUAGCAUUUUGCAUGGGCAUAUGUUUUAAUGCAGGUGGGCACUAUUUACAAUGUUUGAAAUGAAACUACAUCAACAAAACAGUACCCUUGCACUCUUUGCAAAAUAGUAACACAGGAUGGAACAAGUAUAUGUAUACACAUUUGUGCAUAAAUACAUUCACACACACAAACACAAGCAGAAAUAUAUUUGAGGAAAAAAGAAAAAAUAAACAAAAAAAGAUGAAAUGAUAGCCAGCCCCCCCGAAGAAAAAUGUAAAAGUUAAAGGGAAUGCUAACUUCAUAGGCGACAAUGCGAUAUGAAACAGUAAAAGACUGGGAAUUAAGUUUUUCAUAUUUGCCCUGCCACAGUUAAGAGAAUAAAAACCAUUAACUCAAAUAAUUAUAGUGUUGUUCUUUGUUUUUCUUGAUCCGUUGCAAGUUUUUUUUGAGAUGAGAACUUUAUAAUCGAUUGCCGAUGUGUAAACUGCAGUGGUUAAGUAAAAUAGUAGUAAUUAUUAAUAUAGAUAAAUAGUUAAAAGUGAAUUUCACAGGAGGGGAGAAAAGGGAGAUAGAAGCUUUUUCUUUGUUUGCAGGAUAUUAAUACAGUGGGGAAGAAUGUACCUUAGUUUAAAAGAAAAACCAUUUAUACCUUAUCCAUUUAUAUACCCAUGGCUCAUUACAGAACCAAACAAUAUUGUUAGGGUAUGAAAGAGAACCAUUUUCUGCCUACAUUUCAGAUAGCUUUUCGGUUACUUCCACCAACUGUUUUUCUUUUAUUUGUUAACACGAGACAGGUUUUUCCCGACAUCUGACAUUUCAGUUCCUGUCCUCUUUGUUUUGCCCCUGGUGGAAAAUGUUUAACAAAGACCAUGUGCCACCUGUUAGUGGCGACGGGUUCAGUGGUUUAUACCUCAAUUUAUAUUCCGUAGCUGUUAAAGGAAAAGCAAAAGAACUUUUAAGCAGUUAUCACUUUAAUGGUUAUAAAAUAAUACAAUAGUUAAAUGCUCCGAAACAAGCAUCCCGUUUGUCUGCCGUAGACGCAGAUGUAAAGUGGUUUUGGGGGCAGCACCUCGUAUGUAGAAUCGGACGGUCAGAUUUGUGUACAAUAAUCGACAGAUUAUUUUUUCUGUGUACUUAUAUAAUGAGGAUGAAUAUAAUAUAUAUCUAUAUACACACACAUACACAUAAUAUAUAUAUUAAGAUUAUAUAUUUAGCUUAUAACUGUUGUUGAAUAUAUGUAGCAGAACAAUAUUUUGUUUGUUGACGGUUUUCUUGUGUAAUGACCACUCAGGUGAGCUUUUCCGUUGGAAAAUGCCUCUCAGUACCUCAUGCGAGAUGUUCUCGGUGCCUGCCAGUAGCUACGCUUUUCUGACCGUCCGCAGCUCGGUGCGAGCGGAAGCGAAACCACUUCGUGUGCGAGCCUUUUCAUUUGUAGGACUUACUUCGAGCGGCAUUUUCAGUUUUGCUAAAGUAUUACUUGUUUUACAUUGACAAUGACGGAGACGUCUCGGAAAGCUUCCACGCUUUUGAUGGUGACAAACGGGGCGCUUUAAAAAAUAUAUAUAUAUAUAUAUACUUUUUGUUGUUUUGUCAGUGGGGUAUUUGCAUAGGUAAUAAGUACAGAUUUAAAUAAGAAUAUUUUUGCCUCCACAGCAGGCAGAUUCUGCUGGAAUAAUUUUGUAAUCAAUAGCUGGAGUAAAGAAUACCAUAGACGAAAAAUGUUCCCGAACAGAAUUUGCUGUGGCACACUUUGUAUUUUUGUGUAGUUUUCAGUGAACUUAUUUCAGUUAUCCACUUUUUUCUGAAAAUAUUUCGAGACAGUGUACCUUACUAGUUAGUGUGUAGGGUGCGACUAUUGACACUACCUCGAGCUGUACGUUCGGUACAAAUUGAUUUGAUGACUUGAUAGUAAAAGUGAAACAAAGCAGUAUCCAGUUUUUCAAACAGAAAUGUAAGUGAUUAUGUAACUAAAAGCAAUUCUGGUUCAGUUGCUGCUUUGUCGAAUUUGACCGUGUUUUGGUUGACAAGAGCCUUUCUCGAGGUACAGUUAAUUAGUGUUUUUGUUUCCAAAUAUUCUGUAACUGGUUCGUUACAUAUGUGUUAAUUGUAAUUGUAAAGCAAAGUCCACAUAAGAAGCAUGCAGUUUUGACUUUGUUGAAAUGAAUUCUUUACCUUUUGAAAAUGUAAUGUCAAAACUGCUUGUUUGCACUCAACUAAACAAUGUACCCCGCACGUUUUUUUAUGAUUGAUUUUAUUCCUUAAGAUAUAAAAGUGUUAAUAGAGAAAUGUGUUUUGUUGUUUGCUGUAAAGGAAAAUUUUCAUAUGCUCCUCUUUCUGAUGUAACUUAGGGUCGAAAAUUUGGCAGUGGCAUAACGAACUGGCUUUUGACACGGGCAUUGUUGGAAGAAAAAUAAUAUAUUUAUAGCUCCAGAUGCAAAUGUAAUACUCUAGUAGUUGCUAUGCUUGUUAGUGAUUGUGCUGGUCUGUCAUUCCACUGCCAGGGCAAUUAUGGCAACAAUUAAUUUUCGGAAACAAAAAUUCAUCUGCUUUAGUUUUUGUUAUUUAGAAUUUUUCGCACCCACCAGUGUAUUUUUCAUUCUUUUUCAAGCAAUUUUGGAGGUGCCAUACUGAAAUAUGUUAAGAAUUGGAAAGGAUGUACGAAAAGAAAUAUUGUAAGGUGCUGUUCGUACAAACUAACUCAGGAAUGUAAAUCAGGUUCUUUUUAGAACUAAGCUCUCCUCUAUUACCUCAUUUAGAAUUUUUUUUUAAACUUUGGAAUUUAUUUGGUACGAAUAAAGGAUGUUGAUCCUCUGUACUAAAUUUUUCUUAUGUUGUUGGCAUUUUUAAAUGUAUCGAUGUAAUUUUGUUUCUGAAAUCUUGUCUGUUUAAUGUUGCUUCCAGAACUACAAAUCAAAAUGAGCAAGUUUUAUGAGCGCAAUAGAAAAUUUUCCAAAAUUAUACGAUAUUAGUGCGUUUGGGAAUGUAGUGUUUGGUGAAUCAAAUUUGUAAUUGUAGACUCGGAGAAAAACAAAAAUGCUUUCACAUUGGUAACGCAAACAACAAAAGUUUAAAAGCUGUAUUCAUAAUGUACCAUACUCAGAAUACUGUUUGUAUGCUUGUAUUUACUGCUAUUAUCCAUAGAAUGAGCCAUUUCUUUUUCUCAAUUCUGUUAGUAUUCUAUGUAGAUCAGGGAUUUGAUAUGCAGGUAAUUACAGUUCAGAAUUAAGGCAUUUUAGUUGUACCGAUAAACUUAAAAUGUAUUUCUUCAGUAAAUUUUUCCCUGUGUCGAGUUUCCCAAAUUAACGUGAAACCUCCAUAGAGUAUUGUGUGCAGCGAUUGCACACAUGCAGUUACGCGCUGUUAAUGUGUUACAUAAUCUUAUCAUUACGAUCGUAUUUGUGAGGUGAGGAUGUGUGCGGUUACACAUUUAAAGUGCUCGGGGCUCCCGUUCGCCCUCUCACACCCCCCAGCUGGCUAGAUUGUAAAAUUCGGUGUUGCCAGUUGUGUGUGUCGAGCACUCCCUUCAGAGUACUCUCAAUUCUUGUACCCUAACAGUAACGAUUCCUGUGAUAAAAAUUCUCACAAUGUAAGCUCCGUAUUAACAGUGCAACUGUGUGCUUCAUUUCCCCCCUUUUUUUCCCCUAUAUUCAGGAUCAUAAAAAGUAAAGUCUUGGAGGGUGCAAAUACUAGUUUGAACCCAUUUCAUCAAUACUGUACAAGAUGAAAUGCACGUGUCACUGAGCUCACCUUUUUGGCUGAGCAAAAAAAAAUUUUUUUUCACUCUAUCCCGUGAAUUCUGCACGUGGGUUUACUGUCUGUCAUCGAAACCGAGGAGCUGCCCGAAAGUGUGCCAGUAUUUUUCUCGAAGCCCAGCUUCCUAUUGCAGUUUCCCUUCCCGCCCCCUCUGCCUCACCCGAGUGGCGCAUUUACUGUAAAUAUUUUUUGAGGUGUUGACGCUGCCACUAGGGCGAGUUCAGAAUUCGCCGUGUCUCUUACCACCGUUGCGGUCUCUUGUUUCUCGUUGAUUAUUCCGCACCGGCCAUUUGGGAAGGGUGGGGAAUCUGCCAUUGCUCUUCGGGUCGAGCGGACCCGCGCCGGAAAGCGAGUUGUGCCUUUUUGGAAGCCCCAUUCAAUGUGAUACUUGCGAGCUGACUCCGGCCACAUUCCCGGCUGACCGGGGCGUGGGAGCUCGCUGACUGUGAUAGUCGUCGGUCUGUGAGAUGCUUUCUGGCUGUGGGGUCUGAGAGCUGAAACGUGUAUCUUCUGGCGCUUUAUGGGCAGCUGAUAUUGUAAUACGUUUGUGUACAGUUUCUCUCCGACGUGAGGUCCGCUUCGUGCCUGACGUCCGGCACGACAGUUCCGUCGAGGACACGUGAUCGGACUGUACGGCAGAUGACAAAAGGUUUUGGGCACAGUUGAUUUAAGGUGUGGAACUGUACGCUCCACGGAAAUUUGGGCACAGUUUGCGUGCCACAUUUUCCAGAUUUCGCACUCCGUAUGCACUUUUUCUUUAGUUUGCACGAGCUGCAGUUUGUGGAAGGUUGCCUGUCUACCUCAUUACACUUCAGGGAGUCUGCGAGCUGCUGCCGUGCCCCAGUUUGCUGGCUUAUCUGCUCAGAAAUUGCUCGAAUGUUUGUCUGCUUUACCAGACAGCCAGUUUGUAAAGAAACAGUUAUCUCAGGGUUUGGGUCCGAUAUUUGAAAAUAAUUGUGUGCGGAAAUGCUUAGAAUCAUUUCUCUGUUCAGUUUGUUUCUGCGUACUUGGAACCUUGUUCCUCAAUUCUGUAUACCGAGAAACCAUUGCUGCACAAUUUUGAUUUGGCGUACUGGUUGGGUGCUGUCUCGACCUGUCGUAGGUAAAAAGGUGUGUCAUGAUCUGAGUGUGUGAGAGGAAUGACAGUGGGAUUUAAGUAUGAAUUUUGUAAAAUUUUGUGUAAUGGGUGUUAGACCCUGCAAGUAUGUUGUAAGAGGCUGUAAGAACUUGGCUGUGAUGUCAUUUUUAUCAACUUUUUCUUAAAGUGGUUGUUAGCUGAACAAGUAAAGAACAAAGUUUGAAACCUGACUACGCACGUGUGGGGCAGGACUCGCAUGUGCCUCAGUUAUUUUUAAUUAGAUUUGUGUAGCGAGUACACUGGCAGCAAGAGUGUAGCGACCUGGAAAAUUGUAUUCGAAAUUUGAGUGAAAAUUAAUUGGAGAUCUGUCGAGGCCCACAUCUUGAGAUAUAUCUACAUUGUUUCUGUACUGCUGCUCAAAUGCAAAUCUGGAAAUGUUUUAUCUGUGUCUAAAUAUCAUGUUGUUCCCUCCAAGCUUUCUUACCUGGAUGUCACCGUACACGUAAGUUUUAUGUUUGACAGUAAAUUGUGUAGACGUGCUCCUGGGUUUCUUUACCGAUCUUAUAAUACUUCAGUGUAAAGUGUCGUAACAUCCAAUUAAACAAUCAGGUUCAACAAGAAAUGUACCAUAGCCUUCGUAGACUAUCCAUAUUCGUCUGGAAGCUCUCUCGUACAGGCAACUCGCGGCUGUCGCCCCGUGUGAAUUUUCACAGUGUUGGAAGUCUCUUGCCUGCCUGCUACAUUUUUAUAACAAAAGGUGCUGUACACUUUUGUCUGGAAUGAUUGUUUGAUUGAGAGUUUGUAAAAGGAAUUUUAAAAAAGUAAAAUAUCUUAAAAUCAGUUUGAAUAGAUAUUGUAUUAAAAUUGUAAACAAGUGGUCCAUUGAACACGCCUGCAUUUUUUCCUUUUUCUACCAUAAAGAGAAAUAUUAAAUUAUUCUAGUUAA
Molecule: messenger RNA, 10550 nt
Organism: Schistocerca nitens (vagrant locust)
Lineage: Eukaryota; Metazoa; Arthropoda; Insecta; Orthoptera; Acrididae
Gene: Imp
Product: insulin-like growth factor 2 mRNA-binding protein 1
Exons: 12
Coding region: 493-2451 (652 amino acids)
Biological process (GO): nervous system development; regulation of gene expression
Cellular component (GO): cytosol; nucleus; cytoplasm
Molecular function (GO): mRNA 3'-UTR binding
Source: RefSeq, a predicted model, not a curated record